AUGCACACCACCGUGGCUUCCUCACGCCUCACCAAGCUCCUUUUCGCCGUUGUCGCUGUGCUCAUCGCCACAUUCUCCAUUCUGGCUUCACUGCGACUUGGUCUACGCGUGCCCUCCAUCGUCCAAUAUAUAAGACCCCAUCCGUUGGUCACGCAGUCGCACCGCCCGCUCACCAAUUCCACCAUGGUUUCGAGCUUGUACAAGAAGCCGCCGCAGCUGCCACCCAAGUUUACAGCAACAAAGGAGAGUUUGCUCAGCGACACAAAGAGAUUGAUUGAGAGAUCACGAGCCGUGCAGGAUGCAAUUGUUGCGAAGAACACACGUGACACGGCGACGUUUGCGACUGUCAACCUCCCCAGCGCACACGAUGACAACAAGGUGGCUAUCGAGUCGCACAUCAUCGGCUUCUACAACGCCGUGUCCACCAACAAGGAGCUGCGGGAUGCGUCCAGCGAAGCGGAGCAGCUGUUUGAAGACUUUGCGAUUGAGUCGUCCAUGCGCGAAGACGUCUUCAACCUGGUGGACGCGGUGCUGAAGAAGGGCGAGAAGCUGGACCCGGAGUCGCAACGGCUGCUGGAGAAGGAGCACAAGUCGUAUAUCCGCAACGGGCUGAGCUUGCCUGCGGGUGAGAAAAGGGACCGGUUCAAGGACAUCAAGCAGAGGCUGAGUCAGAUCAGCAUUGCCUUCAGCAAGAACCUAAACGAGGAGAACGGCGGCCUGUGGUUCACGCGGGAGGAGCUGGACGGUGUCCCGGAUGAUGUGCUCUCGGGCCUGAAGAAGGGAGACGGAGAAAACGAGGGCAAGGUCUGGCUUACCUUCAAGUACCCUGAUCUCUUUCCCACGCUCAAGUACGCGACGAAUGCCGAAACCCGUAAGACGGUCUUCAUCGCAAACGAAAACAAGUGUCCCGAGAAUGUGGCUUUGUUCCGUGAAGCCAUCCUUCUCCGCGACGAGGCUGCCCGACUCCUCGGCUACGAUAACCACGCGCAAUUCAGGAUUGAAGACAAGAUGGCCAAGACCCCCAAGACCGUUGACGACUUUUUGGCGGAUCUGCGCGUACGGCUGGCACCAGGGGGUGCGAAGGAAAUCGAAAAGUUGAAGGAGCUCAAGAAGCAGGACAACAAGGAACGCGGCCUCACGGGACCAUUGACCGAGGGAUAUUACCUAUGGGACAACCGCUACUACGACCGCUUGAUGUUGGAGAAAGAGUACCAGCUCGAUCACCAGGUCAUUGCCGAGUACUUCCCCUUGCAGACGACGAUCCAAGGCAUGCUAAAAAUCUUCGAGGAGCUGUUUGGCUUAGUUUUUGUCGAGAUUGUAGGUGAAGAGGAGCGUGCAGCUCUUGCCGACGGUGGCAAGGGUUCCGACAUCGUCUGGCACGAGGAUGUACAGAUCUUCAGUGUCUGGGAUGACGAAGGUGAAGGUGCUGGUUUUGUUGGUUACCUAUAUCUUGACUUGUUUCCGCGAGACGGCAAGUACGGGCAUGCUGCCAACUUCAACCUCCAGCCCGGUUACAUAGAUGAGAACGGAAAGCGACGCUACCCUGCCACAGCACUCGUUUGCAAUUUCUCCAAGCCCACGCCCAAAAAGCCGUCGCUGCUCAAGCACGAAGAAGUCGUAACCCUGUUCCACGAACUUGGCCACGGUAUCCACGACCUCGUUUCACGAACCACAUACUCGCGCUUCCACGGCACAAAUACCGUCCGCGAUUUCGUCGAAGCGCCCUCUCAGAUGCUCGAGAACUGGUGCUGGACCCCUUCGCAACUCCGAUCACUAUCGCACCACUACUCCUAUCUAUCUCCAGAAUAUGAAGCCGCAUACAAAGAGUCGUCGGGCUCGGACAAGAAGCCGGCCGAGAAGAUCCCCAACUCGCUGGUUGCAAACUUGAUCAGCACGAAGCACGUCAACGAUGCGUUGUUCAACCUUCGACAAUUGCACUUUGGUACCUUUGAUAUGAAGGUGCACGAACCUGCUAGCCACGAGGCCCUCGAGAACAUGGACAUCACGGAGACAUACAACUCGCUGAGGCACGAAAUCUGCCAGCUGGAUGGACCUGAGGCGCUAGAUGGGGAUAAGAAGGGCGAUUGGCAUUGGGGUAAUGGUGAAGCGACAUUUGGACAUUUGAUCGGUGGGUACGAUGCUGGAUACUACGGCUACCUUUCCUCUCAAGUCUACUCUACAGACAUGUUCUACAGUGUCUUCAAAGCUGACCCAAUGAAUCCCAAAGAAGGCCGGCGCUAUCGCCACACGGUGCUGGAGCGUGGAGGCAGCAAAGAGGAAAUGGAUAUUCUAGUGGAGUUUUUGGGCAGGAAGCCUCAGACGGAGGCGUUCUACAAGGAAUUGGGGAUUGAGAAGUAG
This is a messenger RNA of Plenodomus lingam JN3, 2358 nucleotides long. RefSeq lists its product as uncharacterized. Gene Ontology annotation, molecular function: metalloendopeptidase activity. Gene Ontology annotation, cellular component: mitochondrial intermembrane space. The record is from RefSeq and is a predicted model, not a curated record. Lineage: Eukaryota; Fungi; Ascomycota; Dothideomycetes; Pleosporales; Leptosphaeriaceae. Gene Ontology annotation, biological process: proteolysis; peptide metabolic process.